Messenger RNA from Populus nigra (black poplar), 846 nucleotides. Its product is annotated as LOB domain-containing protein 7. The record is from RefSeq and is a predicted model, not a curated record. Lineage: Eukaryota; Viridiplantae; Streptophyta; Magnoliopsida; Malpighiales; Salicaceae. The transcript has a single exon. The coding region runs from base 1 to 846 and encodes 281 amino acids.
AUGAGCAAUAUUUCAAGGACUGGUAACAGCACCACCCAGGCUUGUGCAGCUUGCAAAUACCAACGCAGGAAGUGCGCUCCUGACUGCAUUCUCGCCCCUUAUUUCCCUCACAAUCGCCAGAGACAAUUCCUCAAUGCCCAUAAAUUGUUUGGUGUCAGCAACAUUAGCAAGAUCAUCAAGAACCUUAACCCUCCCGAGAAGGACGAAGCCAUGCGUACCAUCAUCUUUCAAUCAGAUGUCCGAGCUAAUGAUCCCGUCGGAGGAUGUUAUCGAAUGAUUCGAGAACUCCAACGUCAAAUUGAAUACACUAGGGCUGAACUUGAUUUUGUUCUUCAUCAACUUGCUAUAUAUCGUGCCCAGGCUGCAGCCCAACAACAGACUCAAUUGAUCCAAGCACAAGCAGCAGCAGCUGCCGCUGCCGCAGCCCCUGAUCAUCAGAGCGAUCAUGACUGCCAAAGUAUCAUUAUUACAGAUACUUUCGACAUGUACGAUCCAGUCAUGCAGUAUCAUGAUCAAUACCCACAAGAACAUCAAGAUCAACAAGAAUUUAUUAUUCACAAUCCAGAUAAUAAUCAACUACAUUUACAAGAUCAAGAUCCUGCAAAUGCAUGGGCCACCGCGGCCAACGUGCAGGAUAUUUCUAACUUGUCGAUAUCAUCAUCGCCUAAUUACUUAGAUGAUCAGCUUAAGCAAGCCUAUAAUGGUGAUGAUCACUGUAGUACGCAAGAUGAUAAUUUGAAGCCGAUUCUUGAUGUGAACGACGACGUCAACUUUGAGCCUGAUGAUCAAGAUCAGGUAGUAGAUAUGAGGUUUGUGCCAUCCACGCAGUUACUUAUGUCAUCGUAG